AUGAAUUUAAGUAGUAGCGCAUGGCAAUUCAACCCCAUUGCGACCUCAUGGCCUGCAAACGUACUCCCGAAUCUUGGUUUCUGGAGCGCAACGAAUGGAUCGUGGGAAUACCAAAUCCAGCUCUCCUGGCCGCUUAAUUGGACUAGCCGCGAGGAAACGUCCGUGGUGGAAACGAUGUACAUUCUAGACGGCAACGCGCUCGGCCUCACCGCCACCGAGUCCCUGCGUCAACGCCGCCCCGUCGAGUUCAACAUGCCAGAUUGCAUCGUGGUUAGCAUCGGGUACCCCGAGACGCUGCCGGACUCGCCGUAUAGCAGCCAGCGCAGCUACGAGUUUCAACCGCCCAUGUGCGAGGGGUGUCCCGCACCGACAAUCCCAGGUGUGGCUUCGAAUGCAGAUAGUUUUAUCGAGUUCAUUGAUACAGCACUGCGACCUUGGAUCCGCGGUAGUGCGUUCCCGAAAGCGGACUUCGAUCGCGAUGCAUUGUAUGGGCAUUCAUUCGGGGGGUUGUUCGUGCUCUAUGCACUUACCGUUCGACCGGGUUUGUUUGAUACGUUUCUGAGUGCGUCGCCUGCGCUCACCUUCAAUGAUGGUUAUGUGUUUAAUUAUAAGGCGUUUCUGGCGCCACUGGUGACGCCUGAUUCUGCAAAUACGACGGCGAAUGGGACGAAGCCGGCGUUCCAGAUUAGCUAUGGGGCGCUGGAGCAGGAUCCCGUUCAGAGACGAACGGAGACGGAUGAGGAGUUUGAAUUUAGAAAGGGUAUUCUUGUUGCGCAGCAGAUGACGAAUUUGUCUCGGAAAUUGUAUAGUGUGCUAGAAGGAAGUCCCGCGUUGAGGGAUGUCAGUCUUCAUGAGUAUCCGUUUAGCGAUCAUGCUGCUGUUGGGGCGGCAGCAUUGGCAGACGGGAUUGACUAUUUCUUGGAUUGGUGUUCGGCAAAGUAUUGCUAG
This is a messenger RNA of Bipolaris oryzae ATCC 44560, 948 nucleotides long. RefSeq lists its product as uncharacterized. The transcript has 2 exons. Bases 1 to 948 code for a protein of 315 amino acids. The record is from RefSeq and is a predicted model, not a curated record. NCBI's taxonomy places the organism in Eukaryota, Fungi, Ascomycota, Dothideomycetes, Pleosporales, Pleosporaceae. Gene Ontology annotation, molecular function: hydrolase activity, acting on ester bonds.